UCUGCAAAUUUAACAAGACUUUUUUAUUUGCAUUCACUAUCUCUGUGUAUAAAACUGGAACAUCGCAAAAAAGUCUUAGUGAUAAUGGCGUUCCCUCAGCGUUUAGUACCCCUCGCCUUAUUGCUUCUGGCUUUGACACUGUAUUCAGUCUCACCUCACGGAAUAGUCCGCCGCAAAAUCUACGUCAUCAGAAGUACCGGACCACAUGGUCUUGUUCUAGACGCCACCAACCCAUCCCUAUUAACCGUCCAACAUUUCACUGGUUUCAAACCCCAACUAUGGACGUUCGAACCCGGAAGCAAACCCGGGUUUUACUACAUAAUAAACGAAUCGCAGGGGAAAGUUCUAGAUUACAACAGACCAGCUAGCUGGAAUCUCGUACUAGCAAAUCGUGACAACUCCUUGCACCAACAGUGGAAUCUUGACUCCACUGGGAAGAUCACGAAUGCGGCUCUAAGCAAAAACAUCGAUAUCUGGGGGGCAACUUUCACCCCUGGGACCCAAGUGGGACUGUGGCACGACGGGGAUUAUCCCAAUCAAAAGUUCGCCCUGGAGGAAAAGUCUUAAUGUUAAAUAAUUUGUUAAAUAAGUUUAAAUUUAUGUGUACAAACUUAUUCUAAAAACCUCAUGUCUACAUUUGUUGAUAAACUUGUACAAAAACAAAUAUACGUAAGAAAUCUUCGUUACGCAAUCAAUAAUAAUAUAAUCAUAGACCGGAAUAAAACUGUUUCCACGAAUUUGGCAAAUGUUUUCUAUUUUCGUUCACUAUCUGUGUUUAUAAAAACCAACAAACAAAAAUCUCUCAAUCGUUAUGGCGUCCCAUCAGCGUUCAGUACCCCUCACUUUAGUGGUUUUAUUUGCAACCCUCUGCCACAUCGCCUCACCUUACAGAAUACUUUACAACAAACUCUACGUGAUCAGAAACAGCUGGCCAAACGAUCUCGUCUUAGACGCCACAAACCAGUCCCAAAUAACCAUCCAACCUUUCUCCGGUCUUAAAACCCAACUGUGGAAAUUCGAAGCUGGAACCGAACCCGGUUUAUUCUACAUAGUGAACGAAUACCAGGGGAAAGUUCUGGAUUAUAACAGACCAAACAGCCGGGCUCUGAGGGUAGCAGACCGCGACAAUUCCAAGGACCAACAAUGGAUUAUUAGCUUCACUGGAAAAAUUACCAAUGCACGUACAAAAAAGAACGUCGAUAUCUGGAGGAGGGACUACAGUCCUGGAACCAAAGUGGGACUGUGGAGCGGGACCGGAUACCGAAUCCAAAAGUUCGCCCUGGAUGAAAGUUCUUAAUGUUGUGUUUUUCUGAGUUGUUUAUUGUUCAAAUUUUUAUGCAAAUUUAGUUUAUAAGCGUCUAUAAAUAUCAAUUGGGGAUUUUUUAGUCUGUAGUACGGUAAAUUCCUGACUGAAACUAAUAAAUAACGGCAAAAGAAAGAAUAUUGUUUCGGUUCAGCGUCUCGCGAGAGCGGCACACCCAGAAAUUAUCGUGCGAUUCGCUUAGAUUUUGUGCCGCCUACACAAUACGGUGUUUGUAGUCGAUGUGGAUAAAUUCGCCUGAAACCCCCAAGAGAAUUAUUCCUGUCGUGAUGGCGUCUCCCGAAAAUUGCAUCGUACCAUUCGUGUACUGUUUCUUGCUCUGUUUAAUUAGAGCAACUGCGCAGACUUGUAGCGAUAAUCGUGUCACUACACAGUGCAGCGAUGAUCUUCUCUACGUCAUAAGAAGUACCCACUUGAAUGGGUUAGUGUUGGACGCCACCAACCAGACUCAACUAUCAGUGCAACAUUUCACCGGUUUUGGACCCCAAUUGUGGAAACUUCAGCGUGGAUCAAGACCUGAUUUAUUUUAUAUAGUGAACGAGUACCGAGGGAAAGUCCUGGAUUAUAAUAGACCAGUUAGCUGGAGUUUGUUAGUCGCAGAUCGUGACAAUUCCUUGCACCAACAGUGGGUUCUUGACUCCUCGGGAAAAAUUACUAAUGCAGUACUUAGGAAAAAUGUCGAUAUUUGGGGAGCUAAUUUCACUCCUGGAGCAAUAGUGGGACUAUGGGACGAUGGCGAUCAUCCAAAUCAAAAGUUCGUCCUAUUGGAAAAAUCUUAAUUUUUUUUUUGCUUUUUUUGUUCUUUAUUAAAUAUUCUUUUCAAGAUUA
Messenger RNA from Zophobas morio, 2149 nucleotides. RefSeq lists its product as uncharacterized. The record is from RefSeq and is a predicted model, not a curated record. The transcript has 7 exons. Lineage: Eukaryota; Metazoa; Arthropoda; Insecta; Coleoptera; Tenebrionidae. Bases 1543 to 2100 code for a protein of 185 amino acids.